Messenger RNA from Sinocyclocheilus grahami, 2229 nucleotides. Its product is annotated as very-long-chain enoyl-CoA reductase-like. The coding region runs from base 196 to 1230 and encodes 344 amino acids. The transcript has 11 exons. Gene Ontology annotation, molecular function: oxidoreductase activity, acting on the CH-CH group of donors. NCBI's taxonomy places the organism in Eukaryota, Metazoa, Chordata, Actinopteri, Cypriniformes, Cyprinidae. The record is from RefSeq and is a predicted model, not a curated record. Gene Ontology annotation, biological process: very long-chain fatty acid biosynthetic process.
CACACCAUCCUUCUCUGUUGCUUCUCCUCUCUGGAGACCCUCCGGCUGCACUGCAUUCAACGGAGAGCUGGAUUUUGGAUUUAUUAUUAAGAACUGAGGCUUGAGGACUUAGGAGUGAUGUGUGGGGUGUGAGAGAGACCUUUGAACUACGGACUAAACGCAGGAUUCAGUGUGCAAUAAAUUGGAAGAAGUGUCAUGGAUGCAUUAGCUUUAGAGGCAAAAGUGGCUAAGAGUGAAAGUGCUACUGCUCCAGCACCGGCACCCGCUAAACCCAGACCAAAACCCCCGAAAAAAACUAAACGGAUUGUUUAUUUUGAGGUGGAGAUACUAGACAUCAAAACCCGGGAAAAACUACUACUGCUGGAUAAGGUAGAGCCAACAGCCACUAUUUUGGACAUUAAGUCUAUGUUUCACAAAUCAAAUCCACACUGGUAUCCUGCCAGACAGUCUUUACGCCUAGACCCAAAAGGAAAACCCUUAAGAGAUGAGGAAAUCCUUCAAGAGCUCCCUGUGGGAACCACCGCAACCUUCUACUUCAGAGACCUGGGAGCCCAGAUUUCCUGGGGAACUGUGUUCCUGAUCGAGUGCAUUGGACCACUUGUCAUAUAUCUGCUGUUUUAUUUUCGACUGCCUUUAAUCUACGCUCCCAAGUACGAGUUCACCGACAGCAAGCAUUUGGUUGUGCAUAUUGCCUGUGUGUGUCAUUCCUUCCACUACAUGAAGCGAAUCGUGGAGACGUUGUUCGUCCAUCGCUUAUCCCACAGCACCAUGCCACUGCGCAACAUUUUUAAAAACUGUUCCUAUCACUGGUGCUUUGCUGCAUGGAUGGCUUAUUACAUCAAUCACCCUCUUUACACACCGCCAUAUUAUGGGGAGAAGCAGGUGAAGGCAGCGCUGGCAAUCUUUCUAUUCUGUCAACUUGGCAGCUUCUCGAUUCACAUGGCUCUGAGUAAUCUCAAACUACCUAGUUGCAAGAUUAAGAAGAUUCCUUAUCCAACCAAGAAUCCUUUUACAUGGAUAUUUGCACUUGUUUCAUGUCCAAAUUACACAUAUGAGCUGGGAUCUUGGCUCGGAUUCACACUCAUGACCCAGUGUGUCCCCGUGUUGUUCUUCACUGUGGUGGGAUUCAUACAGAUGACCGUCUGGGCCAAAGGAAAGCAUCGCAGCUACCUGAAGGAGUUCAAAGAGUAUCCCACACUGCGCUCCCCUAUCCUACCAUUCAUCCUGUAGCAGGAAAAUACAACACUAAAAAUAAGAUCAACAGAACAAAUAUAUGUCAGCGUUCUACAAGAUAUAUAUAUAUAUAAAGCAAGUCUUAAUAUAUAUUAAUGUAUGAAAUAACCAUAGUAAAUUAUGAUACUGUAAUGCAUUUGUCAAGUAAAGCCAUUCUAUUUUAAUAAUAAUAAUACAUUAAAAAAAAUUAUAUUUUAUUGUUCAUUUACAUGAAUACAAAAAAAUUAUUCACAUUUAAAGGAAAUAAAAAUAUAUACAAUUAGCAAGUACCACAACCUAGAAAUAAAAAGUGAUUCUUUUUUUUUGUCUGAGAGCUUCAGUCUUGGUGAGAUGUGAAUUAAAGGGCAAUUCUGUUCCUUUGAGGUAAAUAUAACACACUCUAUUUUUCUUUUCUUCGAAAAUGACUAAAGCCAAUUUGUACGUAGCAGAUAUUCUGACUGAUGUAUUUCCAAGUAAUGCAUCUAACAUGUCAACGAUGUUAUGCUAUUGUUCUUCUUAAGUGCAUACACUUAUGGUAAGCUUUUAUGAUAUUGGCUUGGAUGAUAUGAUAUUUUGCAUAAGAAAUUAAGUUUGGUAUUCAUUCUUGCUGAAUAAAAGUAUUAAUUAAAAAAAAAUCUUACUGACAUCAAACUUUUAAACUGUAGUGUAAUUUCUUUUUUGAUUCACAGUCAACUAUGCUUUCUAUCUCACUAUGAACGCCAAUAUGAGCGCUUCAGUCAAAGUAAAUGUACUGGCUGUGCAGUGCUGGAAUCAAAACAUCAGUAACUCACUUCAUAUCUCUGCUUGGCAGGCAAAAUGCAUAACAGAAAAGAUUGAUGCAGAUUCUGAAACUGGAAUUUAUUUCCUAACAUUGCAUGUCCAUUUCAAGACUGCAGUAAAACAUCGAACAUUUAAUUGGACAAGAACAAGGUUUAUAUAAUAUUGCGACACUAUAAAUCAUAUCUGACAAAAACAGAAGGAAAAAACACUGGUGAAUGAAAAGCUCCACCGUAGAAA